Messenger RNA from Spodoptera littoralis (African cotton leafworm), 1362 nucleotides. Lineage: Eukaryota; Metazoa; Arthropoda; Insecta; Lepidoptera; Noctuidae. The record is from the annotation of a GenBank genome assembly.
AUGGGGAGGUUUUCGGGUAAAAAAUGCCGACUAUUGUCGAUGUUAUGGCUGACUGGCAGCUUCUUCUUUGUGGAGCUGAUUGUCGGCUACAUCACCAACUCUAUGGCCCUAGUUGCAGAUUCAUUUCAUAUGUUAAGUGAUGUUGCCGCACUUGUUAUCGCAUUUUUAUCAGUUAAGAUGUCGCCAAAGAAAUGGUCAAAGAACACAUUCGGGUGGGCCCGUGCCGAAGUGUUGGGCGCGUUGGUCAACGCAGUGUUCCUGGUUGCACUGUGUUUCAGCAUAACAGUUGAGGCAGUCAAGAGAUUUAUAGAGAUUGAAAUGAUUCACGAUGCCAGACUGCUGGUCGCCGUCGGUACUCUAGGUCUGCUGCUCAACAUCGUUGGCCUGUUCCUAUUCCAUGAUCAUGGUGGUGGUCAUGGGCACUCCCAUGGCGGGGUCCCACCGCCAGCAAAUGUAAGGCAUCUCACGGAGAUCGUGAACAGCAAUGCUGACAUGGCCUUGGGUCAUAAUGCUACGGACACUGAAGAAACUGACGAGAUGGUCCCGCCGAAGCCCGACAAAGUACCAAAUAAUAAGAAACAGACUCCAUGCAGAGCGGCACACGACCCCGGACACAUGAAUAUGAAGGGCGUGUUCCUGCAUAUCCUAUCUGAUGCUUUAGGUUCCCUAAUUGUAGUUGGUUCAGCUUUAGUGGUAUGGCUGACGGACUGGGAGUACAAGUACUACAUCGAUCCCGCGCUCAGUAUAGUGCUAGUCAUCUUGAUACUUGCGUCCGUCUGGCCCCUACUCAGGGAGUCUUCGUUAAUUCUACUACAAACUGUGCCAACACAUAUUCAGGUGGAUGCGAUACAGAGGCGUUUGUUGGAAAAAGUCGAUGGCGUUCUAGCAGUCCAUGAGUUCCACGUGUGGCAGCUAGCUGGAGACAGAAUCAUCGCCAGCGCUCAUAUUAGGUGUAGAAAUCUAUCGGAGUACAUGAAAAUAGCUGAGAAAGUGAAGGAGUUCUUCCACAACGAGGGCAUACACUCGACCACUAUACAGCCAGAGUUUGUAGAGCUGCCACUAGGUGGAAAUGAGAUAAUAAGCGGCGCGUCAGCCGAAGCGCCGUGCGCGCUCCACUGUCCACCGAACGACCUUUGUCACAACGCGACGUGUUGCGGGCCCAACCAACAGGAGCAAAGCACGCCUUCUCCCACAGUAACGCCGUACCUCUGCAGGCAACGGACCAUGGGAUCUAGGACUGAGUCAAUGUGUUCCACGAACGGCGCCGGCGCACCCCGGCAAGCCACCACGUGGAACCUAGAAGCUUUAGAGUGCGGUUCCCUGCUCCCGUCGCCUAUGCUGGACAGUCGGCUCGCGGUCUGA